CAAAUAAUACGUCAAAUGUUGAAAUUGUACAGUCACUUCCGUCAUGGAGUUGGCAUUCCUUAUUUUUGAAUAUUUGAGUUUUCUCUCAGAGAUGUUUCUGUACCUGAUAGCCAUCUGUGUUUUCUUCAUCAUUGUUACCUUUGUGUUGGUAGUUGUGCUUAGACAGCUGAUAAAGAAAAGAGCCAGUGAGCUUAAGAGAAGUCGUGGGUGGGGGAGGCACAUAGUGGUUGGGUUUUUCCAUCCGUAUUGCAACGCAGGAGGAGGUGGGGAACGGGUUCUAUGGGUCGCCAUUUGUGCCAUACAGAACAAAUACCCAGAUAUUCGCUGUUUAGUGUAUUCUGGGGACUGUGAUGCAACAGAAGCUGAAAUACUCUUCAAAGCUCAACAACGCUUCAACAUUUCUCUUCCAAAGCCUGUGGACUUCAUUUUCCUUAGAAGUCGAAACUGGGUGGAAGCACACAAGUAUCCAAUGUUCACUUUGCUCGGACAAAGUUUCGGAUCUUUAAAAUUGGGCUGGGAGGCCUUAACUUCUUACGUGCCAGAUGUAUACAUUGAUACCAUGGGAUAUGCUUUUACCCUUCCAUUAUUUAAAUACUUUGGUGGAUGUAAAAUCGGUUGCUAUGUGCAUUAUCCAACAAUAAGCACAGAUAUGCUGGAACGCGUAUCACAGAGGGAGGAGUCAUUUAACAACAUGUCUGUUGUUUCAAGAAGUGUUUUGCUAACUAACUUGAAGAUUCUGUAUUACAAGAUGUUUGCUUCAAUGUAUGGCUUGGUUGGUGCAAGAAGUGACAUUGUCAUGGUGAAUUCCUCAUGGACCUAUGGACACAUCAAGACCCUGUGGAAGGUUGCUGAUAAGACCGUCCUUGUCUAUCCACCCUGUGAUAUUUCUGAGUUCAUAAAAAUAGAUCUGUUGAAACAUCGAAACAAGUCAGUGAAAACUAUUUUGUCCAUAGCACAGUUCCGUCCAGAAAAAGAUCACAAACUACAACUGAAAAGUUUCCAUGAGUUUCUAAGCCACGUGAAUGCAACUGAUAGAUCGAGGUACAAGUUGCAGUUGGUUGGCGGUUGUCGUGACAGCAAGGAUGCUGAAAGAGUCGAAGAACUCAAGGCCUUUGCAGAGGAGCUGCACAUCUCAGAGCGGGUGGAGUUCAAACUGAACGUCUCAUUUGAGGAGCUGAAGACUCUCAUGUCCCAGGCACUCAUAGGACUGCACACGAUGAGGGAUGAACACUUUGGCAUAGGAGUGGUGGAGCUGAUGGCAGCAGGCACAUUGACACUCGCCCACAAUUCUGCCGGACCCAGAAUGGAUAUACUGACACUGUAUGACGGCAAACCAACUGGUUUUCUAGCAACGGAUUCCACAUCGUAUGCUGAUGCCAUAAAGACCAUUUUUAAUCUCACAGACACUGAAAGGACAGACAUUUGUGAAAAUGCUCGGAGAUCUGUGACUCGAUUUUCUGAGUCUGAGUUUGAGCAAGGGUUCUUGAGAGCAUUUGAAUGUUUGCUUGGAAAUGUAUUGUAGUACAUGUAUGGGUUCUUUUUUAAGUCUCACAAUAAUGAAAUUGUUUUUAUCCCCGCGGAAAAAAAAUUCGGAGGGGAUAUAGUAAGUGGUCCUGUCCGUCUGUCCGUCCGGCUGAAACUUUGUCCGGAGCAUAACUCCAAAUCUAUUAAAUGGAUUUACUUUAAACUUAGAAUAUAAACAGAUGGCAACUAGGAGAAGUGCAGUGACCAAGAACCAUAACUCUAUCUACCUUAGUUUUUGAAUUAUCUCCCCUGUUAUUUAACUUUAAAGUAAAGUUUUGUCCGGAGCAUAGCUCUUAAUAUACUAAAGGGAUUUUCUUGAAACUUGAAAUAUAAACAUAUGGCAACUAGAAAAAGUGCAGUGACCAAGAACCACAACUCUAUCUACCUUAGUGUUUGAAUUUUCUCCCCUUUUAUAUGAUUUUAAAGUAAAUUUUUGUCCGGAGCAUAACUCUAAAUCUACUGAAGGGAUUUACUUGAAACUUAAAAUAUAAACAGAUGGCAACUAGGAGAAGUGCAGUGACCAAGAACCACAACUCUAUCUACCUUAGUUUUUGAAUUAUCUCCCCUUUUAUAUGAUUUUAAAGUAAAUUUUUGUCCGGAGCAUAACUCUAAAUCUACUAAGGGAUUUACUUGAAACUUAAAAUAUAAACAGAUGGCAACUAGGAGAAGUGCAGUGACCAAGAACCACAACUCUAUCUACCUUAGUUUUUUAAUUAUCUCCCCUUUUAUAUAAUUUUAAAGUACAUUUUUGUCCGGAGCGUAACUCUAAAUCUACUGAAGGGAUUUACUUGAAACUUGAAAUAUAAACAGAUGGCAACUAGGAGAAGUGCAGUGACCAAGAACCAUAACUCUAUCUACCUUAGUUUUUUAAUUAUCUCCCCUUUUAUAUAAUUUUAAAGUAAAUUUUUGUCCGGAGCAUAACUCUUAAUCUACUGAAGGGAUUUACUUGAAACUUGAAAUAUAAACAGAUGGCAAGUAGGAAAAGUGCAGUGACUAAGAACCAUAACUCUAUCUACCUUAAUAUUUUAAUUAUCUCCCCUUUUAUAUAACUUUAAAGUAAAUUUUGUCCGGAGCAUAACUCUAAAUGUACGAAAGGGAUUUACUUGAAACUUGAAAUAUAAACAUAUGGCAACUAGGAGAAGUGCAGUGAACAAGAACCAUAACUCUAUCUACCUUAGUUUUUGAAUUAUCUCCCCUUUUAUAUAAUUUUAAUGUAAAUUUUUGUCAGGAGCAUAAGUCUAAAUCUACUGAAGGGAUUUACUUCAAACUUCAAACUUUAACAGAAGGCAAGUAGGAGAAGUGCAGUGACUAAGAACCAUAACUCUAUCUACCUUAGUGUUUGAAUUAUAUCCCUUUAUUUCAUUUCAAAGUAAAUUUUUGUCCGUAGCAUACUGAAUCCCUUUAUUUGUUUUUACAAAUAUUAUUCUACUCUCUAAAACAAAUGUUGUCAUACAAGCAAACACAUUUAGGCGGGGAUUUGGCACUACUGUGACAAGCUCUUGUUCUGAUACUGUUAUUCACCUUAUCCCAUUUCUUACUAUGAACCUGUUUGAUGCUUUAUGUUUGAGAGCGUAUUGAUGGAAAAUGCUUGUUUACCAACAUCGAGCUUUUCCUAACAGGUUUUAUUGAUAUAGUUAUAUGUAAAUGUGCAUAGAGAUUAAAGCGUUUAUUUUCGACUA
This is a messenger RNA of Dreissena polymorpha, 3203 nucleotides long. RefSeq names its product GDP-Man:Man(3)GlcNAc(2)-PP-Dol alpha-1,2-mannosyltransferase-like. Lineage: Eukaryota; Metazoa; Mollusca; Bivalvia; Myida; Dreissenidae. Bases 44 to 1522 code for a protein of 492 amino acids. The transcript is spliced from 5 exons. Gene Ontology annotation, biological process: protein N-linked glycosylation. The record is from RefSeq and is a predicted model, not a curated record. Gene Ontology annotation, molecular function: GDP-Man:Man(3)GlcNAc(2)-PP-Dol alpha-1,2-mannosyltransferase activity. Gene Ontology annotation, cellular component: endoplasmic reticulum membrane.